This is a messenger RNA of Pieris macdunnoughi, 1506 nucleotides long. The record is from the annotation of a GenBank genome assembly. NCBI's taxonomy places the organism in Eukaryota, Metazoa, Arthropoda, Insecta, Lepidoptera, Pieridae.
AUGUGUGCUUUAAUAGUUAUUUUCUUGGUUGCCGUACUGGUGACGGUGGAGUCACACGAUGAAUACGAAAGUGCGUUAUUUCAAAGGACACAAUUGUUGGAAAGAGGGUUAAAUAUGAUGCUUGGAAAUGAUUUAGAAUUAAGUGAUGCUGAAGAACAGGUAAAUGAAUAUAUCAUGGAGUUAAAAAGAGACGAAGUCGACUUUGGUUUUUCGCACCCACAACAUUUCAAUUAUUCGAAACAUUUUUUUGAUUAUAAGGAUGAAGUGCAGCACACACAGCUAUUUAAAAUUAUAAAACAAAUGCCGAAAGGUGCACUGCUUCAUGCACACGAUACAGGUAUGCUAAGCCCCGAGUACGUCAUGACACUGACUUAUUUAGAAAAUCUAUACGUUUGCUUUGAAGAGGAGACGGUAAAGUUUUUAUUUGCAAGGGAGUUACCGACAUCAGAUUGUUCAACGCAAUGGCAGUUAAUGAGAGAUGCCAGAUAUUCUUCUGGGAAUGUUGAAAAAUUCGAUGAGAAUCUAAAAAAGUAUUUUACUCUCGUCAUUGAUGAUCACAGUGAUAUAUAUACGGAUAUAAACAUUGUCUGGAAACAAUUUCAAGAUUACUUUAUACGCACCACCGAUUUGUUUACAUAUGAACCUGUGUGGGAGCAAUAUUUCUACGAUACAUUAAAAGCUCUAAGAGAAGACAAUGUCAUGUAUCUUGAAAUUAGAAGUGUUCUACCUGGUCUCUAUGAUUUGGACGGCAACGUGUAUGAUGAAAUGGAAACACUUGCGUCGUACAAGAGGGUUAUAGACAGAUUUUCCAAAGACUACCCUGAUUUUUUCGGUGCAAAGAUAAUAUUUGCUCCUUUACGAUCAGUUCAACCGGAAACUGUUAAAGAAUAUUUGCAGAAAGCUAAAAUAAUGAAGAGAGAGUACGCAGGUAUUUUUGCCGGAUUCGACUUAGUGGGGCAGGAGGAUUUAGGGAGGCCAACAAAAGAUUUUCUUAAAGAAUUGAUUACUGAAGCAGAGGAUAUUGACUUUUUCUUUCACGCAGGAGAAACUAAUUGGUACGGAACGAGUUCAGAUGAGAAUUUAGUAGAUGCUAUAGUGCUCAACGCUCGCCGUAUAGGGCACGCAUUUGCUUUGAUCAAACAUCCGGUUCUGUUAGAGGAAGUUAAAAAAAGGAACAUAGCUAUAGAAGCUAACGUGAUCUCUAAUGUAGUCUUAAAGUUGGUCGAAGAUAUGAGAAAUCACCCGUUGGCUAGUUUUAUUGCUCAAGGUUUGCCUGUGGUGUUAGCUAGUGAUGACCCUGGGAUAUGGGGAGCUGAUCCAUUGUCUCUGGAUUUCUUCGUAACUUUUGUAGGAGUGGCCAGUCGACAUGCAGAUCUUCGACUUCUUAAAAAGUUAGCUUUGAAUUCUCUUUAUUAUAGCACAUACUCUAAUAAAGAUAAAAUUGUACACGAGUUUGAUAUCCGAUGGGCUAGAUUUAUUCACAACAUUCAGACAAAUCAUUUGUGA